AUGUUCUAUAAUUUACCUAAAUUACCCAAAUGCGCUUGUAACUUGUUUAUUGCCUUCGCUUCUCAUCGUAAAUUAUCAACUUUCGACGAUACAUUUCAUAAACCUAUCCGUGCGAUAACAUACACACAGCUGGUCAUCGCAUCUGCUCUUGGGAAAAUGUCCGGCGGUCUUGAUUUAGAUAUAGUAAACUAUAUAAAAACUAUAAAAAUUGAAGUCAAGUCUCUAUCAACACGUUUCAAAUAUCUCACACGUCAUGUGAUACAACAGAAACGUCAGUUGGACUCUGCGGUAAGAAAGAUUGCUUCUCUUGAAAUGUCUUUCAAUCAAUCUAAAGAUAUAUGCCAUUCAUCUAAAUCUAAACAUUCAGUUGGUUGUCAAUUUUCACAGAAAUCAAAACUAUGUAUCACAGCUUCACCAAAUAUUUCAUCAGAUAGUGAAUCAUUUGAAAGUUUCAACAAACAUCUUGAAGUAUCUAAUACUCGAAAUACACAGAAACGUCGUAAAUCUGAAAUACAAUCAAGUUCAGUUACAUAUACAUCACCUCAAAGAUCAUCUUCUCCUGUGAAAAAGAAAAAAAGGCUUGUGGAUAAUUUACUAUCACUAAUCACGUUUUUGGUUAGUCAAUCAAUGCAAUCUCCAUUUGUGUAA
Messenger RNA from Heterobilharzia americana, 648 nucleotides. Lineage: Eukaryota; Metazoa; Platyhelminthes; Trematoda; Strigeidida; Schistosomatidae. The record is from the annotation of a GenBank genome assembly.